AUGGCGCGAGAUGAGGCAUCUCCUUUUCCUCCGCAGUACUCAGCUCAAACCGACGCCGAUCACCCUCCACGCAACUUUAAUCCUAAGAUAAACUAUCCUCGGCAUGACAACGGACUGCUUUCGUACCCUUCUCAACGAACCCCGCAAUGUGGUAACGCGGAACCUGAUAUUGUGUACAUCGAGACCGACGGCCUCUGGCAUUGUUGCAAGGCCGACAGUGAUAAUGGUGGAGUCCCAAACUGCAGCGCCCCAACAAGCGAGACCUUUCAAGCUCCCGCACCAGAGAAGUUGGCAGACUUCGCCUCCACUUCCAUUUCCACCUCCACGUCAACGUCCAUAACCGCAUCGUCUGGUACAUCGUCCCCUUCAACAUCUUCACUGCCGUCAUCAUCAGCCUCGUCAACUCCAACAUCGUCGUCUACUCCCAACUCCAAUUCUGGUCUCAGCACGGGCGCCAAAGCCGGCAUAGGAGUCGGUGUCGCCCUAGGAGCCUUGUGCGUAGUCCUACUUUCAAUCAUAAUAUUCUUGAUGAAGAAACGGCAGCGACGCCAGCAGAAGACUAUUCCUCCAGAUGAUGCAUCGAAAGGACUACAAGAGGAGGGGAAGGGAGGGACGGGUACUGCAGGGGUUCCACGGCCCCCGGGGGACCGACAGAACUGGCACGAAUUACAAGGACAAGUCAUGAAAAGCGAGCUUGAUGCGAGUCGGAAUCCGCUUCACGAAGUGGAGGGCAGAGGUUGA
Molecule: messenger RNA, 741 nt
Organism: Bacidia gigantensis
Lineage: Eukaryota; Fungi; Ascomycota; Lecanoromycetes; Lecanorales; Ramalinaceae
Exons: 2
Coding region: 1-741 (246 amino acids)
Source: RefSeq, a predicted model, not a curated record